CUUACUGUUCAUGUGGGCACUCGAGCAUGCAUGACUCCAUGUUCGCCGGUUCGGAUCGCCCGGAACAGCGUCAUCUGUGAUUCGUUCAUCCCCAUCAACCGCGGGCGGAUUGCUCCCCCUCUUUGAAAUACUAUUUACGUCGCGACGCUCCUUUGACCCAUACCGAUGAUGCUCUCUUUCCCUAUAACAUGCCCAGAAAUUAUCACUGAGGGUGAUACCAAAAAAAGGUUUCUGUCAAAAUGAGUUUGCUAAUGAUAAUAAGUCGCGGAGCUUGCCUCAGCCAUUGCUUCCCGACGCACCUUAUGCAUGCCCAAAAGGUCAUUGCAUAGUCUAAUUUUCUAGACAACAAAGAUCAUCUAGCCCAUCACGGCAAAUAUAUUCCCACAGGGUAGACUGGCUUGCCCUCGGCGCGGCAUACGACUGCCGCCGACAUUAAUCAUAACGCCAACCAAACGCAUGGCCAACGACAAAAAAGAUAUAAUACCCGAAGUUUUCGGCUUUACCGAAACAAGUUCCUACAGAAACUUCGGUACAGAAAGAAGAGCCCCGAAGCAGCUCGAUGGAUCAAAAUAAAUAACAUAAACCGGCAUCUCAUUCAGUCAGUCGGCUCACUGAGCAGACAUCUUGAUAGGAGGAGUGCCGAUCUUGUUGUGGUUGCGGAAGAACAGGACACCCUUGCCACUGCCCUCAGCCUCGGCGCUAGGCUCAACCCAUUGGCACAUGCGGCUGCUCUUCCAGAGUGAGGCAAGGAAGCCAAGCGGGCCGCCGGCAGUGUCGCUGCGGACGUGGGUCUCAAUGAUACCAUGGAGCAGGUGGCGGCCGACAAAACCAAACUCGCGAUCGAUCGUGGCGGCGGCACCUCGGACGAAGUUCCACUCCUCGGCGGUGUAGUGAGGAAGCGAGGGGUCAGUGUGCUGAAGGAAUGUAAUGGCAACUGUGGGAUUAGCGGUGAAUGGUUACAACUUACCAAGCCAGUGGUUCACCCAGAGGUAGGGGAUAAAGUACCACACCAGCAUGUUCUGGAAGCCGAAAGUUUGGCAAAGGUACACGAGGCCAGCGAUAGCAAGACCGAUGCCCAGGUCACUGAGAAGCACCUUGCUGGCGUCCUUGUUCUCAUACAGAGGGCUGCUGGGGUUGAAGUGGUUGACACCAGUGAACAAACCGUUCUUCUUGCCCUUGCCACGGCCCUCACGCUGGCGCUCGUGGUAAUUGUGACCGGUCUUGUUGGUGACGAUGUACAGAGGCCAGCCGAUCAGCUGCUGUCCAACCAAGUGGAGAAGGGUGGCGAUGGGUGUCUCUUCGGUCAACUCGGACAGCUCGUGAACCAUACGGCCGAUCCUGUUGGCGUGCUCCUCGCGGGUGCGGGGCACAAAGACCAUGUCACGCUCAAUGUGGCCAGUGGCCUUGUGGUGCUUGCUGUGCGACAUCUGCCAGCUGAAGUAAGGAACGAGCAGGCACGAGUGGAGAAUCCAGCCGACAGUGUUGUUGAUGGUCUUGGAGGGCGAGAAAGCCUGGUGGCCACACUCAUGGGCAAGAACCCAGAGGCCGGUGCCAAAGAGACCCUGGAGCACCGUGUAAAUGGCCCAGAGGCCAGCGCGAGCAGGCUUCGAGGGAAUGUACUCUGGCGUUACGUAGUUGUGGAAAACGUAAAAUGUGGUCGCGAGGAGGACCAUGUCACGGGCAACAUAGCUCAAGCUACGGAUAGCAGAGCGUUCGAAGCAGUGCUUUGGGAUGGCAUCGUGGAUGUCCUUGAUGGUGAAGUCAGGAAUCUCAAAGACUCGUUAGAUUUCUUCUCGACCGCCGCAUCAACCGAAGAAAGUGAAGAGAGAGAGGUUGACGAGGCAGAGUGGCGGGGCGAGUCCAUAGGCGACUGGACAGCGGUUCCCGGAGCUGAGACGUCCGAUUCGACAGUGGUCGAGGUGGUCGUUCGCCUCAUGGGGUUCUUCUCUUGGGCAAUGCCCGAUGUGGUCGAUCUGGUUGAGGGCAUCUUGCAAAAGGAUGCAGGAUUUCCUAGGUAA
This is a messenger RNA of Pyricularia grisea, 2018 nucleotides long. RefSeq lists its product as uncharacterized. The transcript is spliced from 5 exons. NCBI's taxonomy places the organism in Eukaryota, Fungi, Ascomycota, Sordariomycetes, Magnaporthales, Pyriculariaceae. The record is from RefSeq and is a predicted model, not a curated record. The coding region runs from base 804 to 2018 and encodes 404 amino acids.